AUGGUUGGGGGCGGUGUACUCUUCAUCGUGUGGCGUCACCUGUCCAGGCUGCCCAACGUUUAUUCCCUUUUCUCCAUCAUAUUUUGCUACGCGAAUCGAGCCACAUUACUAAAAGGGCCGGGGCUGGUCGUCGACCGGAUCAUUCCGGGGCUCCCUCUUAUUGUCGUCUCAGGUGCCUUCCUCGCCUCCCUCUUCCUAAGCAUAUGGAAGAACGAGACUAGCACACAGAUUCUGGACGUAGAGCAUGGAGACCAGUCUCCCUGGGGCGCGGUUGCUUCUUGUCUGGUCUAG
This is a messenger RNA of Colletotrichum orchidophilum, 291 nucleotides long. RefSeq lists its product as uncharacterized. NCBI's taxonomy places the organism in Eukaryota, Fungi, Ascomycota, Sordariomycetes, Glomerellales, Glomerellaceae. Bases 1 to 291 code for a protein of 96 amino acids. The transcript is spliced from 2 exons. The record is from RefSeq and is a predicted model, not a curated record.